Messenger RNA from Didymodactylos carnosus, 507 nucleotides. The record is from the annotation of a GenBank genome assembly. NCBI's taxonomy places the organism in Eukaryota, Metazoa, Rotifera, Eurotatoria, Philodinida, Philodinidae.
AUGCCGUUAGACUCUAACAACGUUUUUCAGUUUAAUCAACCACCUAAGCUUCAACAACGAGUAUCAUCCACGAUAUCUCCACGUGUUUUAUCUCCUCCUCUACCUCAAAAGCCUAUAACAUCGGCAACAAAGACGUUGUCUCGUGCUCGUACAAUAUCCGGUGCCGAAUUGGAAGAAACGGAUACACUAAACGAACUCAUUAAACCACCAGGUGCGGGUAACAAUUCAACAAUGAUACCCGACCAUAGACGAAGUAGUGAUGUUAAAAAAAUAAAUUUACAUGAUAAAUUUUCGCAUUUAACUGAAGACCGACGAAACUCAACACCAACGUUACAUCUACCAGUAUUCCCCCAUAUGUUCAGAAAAAAACAUAAACAACAAAAAGAAACGGACAAUUUAUAUGAUACAAUGCCACAGUCAGACAAAUAUGAAUCAGAAAUAAAUCGACGUCAAACUGUAAGUGCAUUUAGUGAUCAACGAGUUGACCCAACCAAACGUAAGGUAUGA